AUUCACCAAAACAAUUCGAAUACUCAUCGCAUCUACGCCUGUCUAAUUCAUAUCCUACCCAAGUAUCGCACAUCAUCCUAUUCUUAACGAUGACGACUACAUAUAAUGUCUACAAAGUUUACUUUUCACAAGCUUCUGGUCCAAGCCAUGUCGGAAUAGCUCUCGUCCCUGCGCAGCUCAUAGAUCAAGGCAGGGGUCGCUUCUAUCACGUCAAAGGAAAUGUGGGAAUGGGGAUGGACUACGAAUCGCGACCAGCCUAUAACUUUGCGAGGUCGAAGUCGUAUGAGAAAUCGGAAUGUGUCUGCCAGUUGCCGAAGUCAAAUCUCGAAAAGUUCGAGGAGAUCGCAGCCUCUCAGCCACCGCCCCAUGACGAACGAGUCUUUUUCGAAAAGAACCCAGAUCCACCUGCUCCGGACUGCGCCACCUGGGUUGAUGAAGUAAUGGCACAGGUUCAACAACUCUCGUAGAGGGGAAUUCACAGUCGCCAAUGGAGCUUCCAGUCUUGCAUGCUGUAGCGGGGUGGAAUUCUUCUGUUGUGGUUUUCGCUGUAAGAAGAUAAACAAGUGGACAGGAGAGGGCGUGGCGUGGCUCAAGAAGCAAAAGAACCGUA
Messenger RNA from Lindgomyces ingoldianus, 610 nucleotides. RefSeq lists its product as uncharacterized. The record is from RefSeq and is a predicted model, not a curated record. The transcript has a single exon. Lineage: Eukaryota; Fungi; Ascomycota; Dothideomycetes; Pleosporales; Lindgomycetaceae. Bases 90 to 467 code for a protein of 125 amino acids.